Molecule: messenger RNA, 1244 nt
Organism: Zingiber officinale
Lineage: Eukaryota; Viridiplantae; Streptophyta; Magnoliopsida; Zingiberales; Zingiberaceae
Product: ribonuclease H2 subunit A-like
Exons: 8
Coding region: 169-1068 (299 amino acids)
Biological process (GO): DNA replication, removal of RNA primer; mismatch repair
Cellular component (GO): ribonuclease H2 complex
Molecular function (GO): RNA-DNA hybrid ribonuclease activity; RNA binding
Source: RefSeq, a predicted model, not a curated record
CUUUCCUUUCUGAAUCCUCGAGCACAAGGGAAGAAGGCGGGAGAGCAGCUCGACGAAAUGCGUUAGGGUUCAUUGUCGUCUUCGCUUCUCGUCGCAUAGUGCGAUCUGUGAGUUCCUUCCUCAGUUCCUCGUGUUGGAAUCGGCAGCAACUUGGGCGGAGAAGGGAGGAUGUCUUCUCCUGUUCCUCCUCUUCCGAGAUGGACUGCGAAGCCUUGCAUAAUGGGCAUCGAUGAAGCCGGAAGAGGCCCCGUUUUGGGUCCCAUGGUGUAUGGCUGCUUGUACUGCGCGAAGUCCUACCAGAAGACCCUCGCCACUUUGAACUUCGCAGAUUCUAAGACUCUUAAAGAGGAGAAGAGGGAAGAGUUGUUCGAGAAUCUAAAACUUGAUGAAUCUAUCGGAUGGGAAGUUGAUGUUAUAGAUCCACGGGAGCUAUCAGCUAAGAUGUUAAAGAGGACGAAAAUCAAUUUGAAUGAGAUCUCUCACAAUUCAGCUAUGGGUCUUGUCAAAAGGGUUCUUGACGUGGGAGUUUUAUUGACCGAGGUGUAUGUGGACACUGUUGGAGAUGCUGAGAAGUAUAGAGUCAAAUUGUCUGAAAGAUUUCCCGGUAUACAAUUUGUCGUGGCCAAGAAAGCUGACAGCCUUUAUCCUGUUGUUAGUGGUGCUAGUAUAGUUGCUAAGGUCACUAGAGAUAGAACGUUGCGUGAAUGGACGCUCGAUGAAACUGCAGAGAAUAUGCAUAGAAACUUUGGAUCUGGAUAUCCAGCAGACCCUGAAACUAAAGCAUGGCUGGAUCACCACAAGCACAUGGUGUUUGGUUUUCCAACAGUGGUGCGCUUCAGUUGGGGAACGUGCACGCCUUUCUUCAAGAACAUGGUGGAAGUGGUUUGGGAGUCUGACAAGCUGGACGAAGAAAAUCCUUCCAGCAGUGGGAGAGGGAAACACCAGACGAAACUCACAAAUCUUGGCAUCACUGGAUGCAAGAGGAAAACCGAAGAUAUCGAGUCUAGCGGUAAGGGGCGGUCUAAGUUCUUCCAGACUCGGAAACUCCAAUUAGUAUCAGAAUUCUAAUGAUGUUUUCGGCCUCUGCUUCAUUUGCUUGAUAGCAAGGUAGGUAGUUAGUUCAUGCUAAGCUGAUUCGAUGUUAGAAUAGAUCCUACACUCAGUGUUAUUCGAGAUUAAACUGUACUUUGUAUAAUUGUGAAACGUGUUUCUUUUGCCAUUGAAUUGCAUGUUUGAUACAAGAA